UUUCAUUGGUCAUAAACUUGUGAAUUAGCGCGGCGCGCACUUUGUCGAUGUCUUGGCGCGGCACGCGACGUGUUUAAAAAUAGCAGCUCAACAUUAUCUUCUUUCUUCGGAAAACAAAACGAGCGUUCGGCUCACUUAAAAUAACUGCCCGUCAGUGCUAUAAUAUUCUCUCACCGCGGUCUUUGAAUUGACCAAAGAUGGAGGCAGAUGGACCAAGCGUCCCAAAAGCAGACAGGUUCGGUGAGAUGGAUGAUAUUUUGGGGCAGUCAAAGGGCCCCAACAGCUUGUCGUUUGUCAGGCAUCAUCUGAAACGUCAGCGCGAGCAGCAGCAACAGGCGAGGAUGGCGCAACUCCCACUGCCCACAGAGAGCCUCAGGAAGACGGCUGCUGCCGCUGCAGCCGCUUCCUCAGCUUUAGGGUCCGUUUCGGAGAAACCAGACAAGGGAUCAAAGGAUGCCAGCACAGACUCCUUUCAGAGUGCUCACACCUUCGAGGCAGCGAACAUCAACGACAAGGAAGCGUUGGAUCUGCUGGCCCUGGAACAGCGCCGGCAGAAGGUACUAAGGUCGGCCGGAGCUUUUCGCCGUCACAUGUACAACCUGACCGAGUCCAUUGCCUUCAAUGGUUUCAUCCUAUCAGUUAUCCUGCUCAACACGGGCAUAAUGUGCGCUCUUACCUACGACAUAGUGGCAGUCCGAGUAGGUUGGCACGCUGCAGUCUUGGAUCACGUGUUUCUGGUCAUUUAUUUCAUGGAAUGCGUCCUAAAACUCUUUGUUUGGCGACUUGACUACUUCAAGGAACAAUGGAAUAUAAUUGAUUUUACCAUCGUAAUUGUCAAUAUUGCGGACUUCAGUGUGUCCACACUGGUGGGCAAUGACGUCAAUAUUCUCAACUUUAUUGGCAUCUUCAGGGCGAUGAGGGCGCUCCGAGCUCUGCGAGUACUCCGGACGGUCAGAUUUCUGAAGAGUCUUCAGGUCAUUAUGAAUACAUGUCUGCAGUCAGUACAAUCCAUGGGAGCCAUUACUAUGCUCAUUUCUCUCUUCCUGUACAUGUUUGCAGUGAUUGGCCGAGGUCUGUAUGCAGACGUGGACCCCAAACGCUUCGGUAACCUGGGCUCUGCUAUGUUCACACUGUUCCAGUUACUCACUUUGGACGACUGGUUUUACAUCUACUCGGAUGCGAUGGCCAAAGAUCCAGGUUACUUUCAUAUCAUCUUCUAUCUGUUACUCUACAUUGCCUUCGAGUAUUUCAUCUUUCUGAACUUGUUUGUGGCGGUGCUUGUGGAUAAUUUUCAACUGACACUAGAGGCGGCGGCAGCCAAAGAAGCCAUACGUAAAGAAGCAAUCAAAGCGGAAGAGGAGGAGGUAGACGAAGAUGUCAACGAUCUACUUCAGACGAGUCGCGUAUCUUCAAUAUCAUCGGAAGGAUUCUUCAAAAGCAAGAGGACAAUCGAAGAUUUUUAUGCCGAUGAUGCUUACUCGGAAAGUGACAGACUGUAUCUGGCACACUGUUUCCGCUUAUUGGCAGCCAUCGAUUACAACGGAAACCUGUCCAGGAACCAAAAAGGAACGCUGGACAAAAUAGUGGAAAUUGUUCAAGAGACGACCGAUGACGCCUGAGCAUUACGUAGCAAGUUUCCCCAUGCUUUGAACGCUAAGGAAGCUGCCAAGCACGAUACUGUGACUAGACAAGCAAUCACAGAACAUCA
Molecule: messenger RNA, 1708 nt
Organism: Patiria miniata (bat star)
Lineage: Eukaryota; Metazoa; Echinodermata; Asteroidea; Valvatida; Asterinidae
Gene: catsper1
Product: cation channel sperm-associated protein 1-like
Exons: 12
Coding region: 198-1619 (473 amino acids)
Biological process (GO): transmembrane transport; spermatogenesis; regulation of cilium beat frequency involved in ciliary motility
Cellular component (GO): CatSper complex; membrane
Molecular function (GO): calcium-activated cation channel activity; voltage-gated calcium channel activity
Source: RefSeq, a predicted model, not a curated record